This is a messenger RNA of Paramecium pentaurelia, 786 nucleotides long. Lineage: Eukaryota; Ciliophora; Oligohymenophorea; Peniculida; Parameciidae. The record is from the annotation of a GenBank genome assembly.
AUGUAAAACCUAGAAAAGCUAUUGAUAGCCGCCCCAAAGCAAUAUAGAUUCUAUUUAAUAUUGCAUCAUAGUUUGAAUUUAAUACAUGAAGUGUGCUUUUGCUUAUAUUAUCUUGAUAACUUGAUAAAUGGUAGAUUGCCAUUCACAUUGGCAUGGUUUAGAUGCUCAUAUUUAUUUUUGAUUUUUAUACUUAGUUUAGGUGCAUCUAUUCUUUAAGUAUUAAUUAUACCUUAAUUAAUUACUUUAAAUUAAUAGAGUAGAAGAGAUUUUAUAAAUGCAUUUAAAUUAUUGUUAAAAUAGAAAUUGAUAUCAUAUAUGACUAAAACUCAACAAAUUAUCAAUUUUCUAUAAAUAUUUGGAUUAGGAUUGAUGAUUUGGGAUAUUUUUAUUAAUUAAAUUGAAGAAAUUCAAGAUGUUAUGUAAAAUUAAUAAUUUAUUAUUAAUAGUAAUUUUAUAAGAUAUUCAAUUUCUAUUAGCCUUAUAAAAUACUUUGUCAUUGAGUACUUAUUAGAUAAAAAUCUUUAGAAAUCAAUAUUAUAGAUGGAAUAAAAUUAAAUCAUUAAAGUUUAUUAAUUAAAUGAAAAAUCAGAAAAAAUUAAAGAAGUAUGUCCAAUAUGUUAUGAUUCCUUCAAAUCAAAAGAUUUUAUUGCUUAAUAUUUAUGUCCAGGAAAUCAUGAAUUUCAUAAAGAAUGCUUAAUGAAAUGGUUAUAAAUGCCAUAUAAUAAAAGAAAAAUAUGUCCUUAUUGUAAAUAAUAGCCAUUAAAUCAAACUAAAGACUUUUUAUGA